Messenger RNA from Hyposmocoma kahamanoa, 1502 nucleotides. RefSeq names its product phenylalanine--tRNA ligase alpha subunit (gene alpha-PheRS). Lineage: Eukaryota; Metazoa; Arthropoda; Insecta; Lepidoptera; Cosmopterigidae. Gene Ontology annotation, cellular component: phenylalanine-tRNA ligase complex; cytosol; cytoplasm. The transcript has 6 exons. Gene Ontology annotation, molecular function: phenylalanine-tRNA ligase activity; ATP binding; tRNA binding. The record is from RefSeq and is a predicted model, not a curated record. Bases 1 to 1476 code for a protein of 491 amino acids. Gene Ontology annotation, biological process: phenylalanyl-tRNA aminoacylation.
AUGGAAUUAAACGAGAAGAUUUUACACUAUCUAGAGAAAAGUGGUAAAGUGGACACUCUUGUGUUGGCAAGGGAAUUUGAGGAGGACCAUCAAAAAAUUGUCGGCGCUGUGAAAAGUUUGGAAGCACUUGAAAUGGUCACUUUGGAAGCUGUAAAAAGUACGAAAUGGGGGUUGACAGAGGAAGGACAGUUGGUGGCUGACCAGGGCAGCCACGAGGCUAUUCUCUACCGUAGUAUUCCUGACGUUGGGAUGCCUCAGGCCGAAAUUAUCAAGACUGUACCUAAUGCAAAAAUUGGCUUCAGCAAAGCAAUGUCAGCUGGCUGGAUCCAAUUAGACAAAUCUGGGGGAGCACCACAAGUAAAACGCAAAGUUGACAGUAUUACAGACACAGUCCAAGAGCACUUAAAUGAAAUUAAAAAGGGUAUAGAUAAUUUACCAGAAAAUGUAAGAAAUGAUUACAAGAAACGAAAACUGCUACAGGCCAUUACAGUCACAAGUUUCUUAUUGUCAAAAGGACCACAAUUUUCUACAACUAUUAAAAAGUUAGAAACGGAUUUGACUAGUGAAAUGCUGUUAAGUGGUGCGUGGAAGAGUAUGCAGUUCAAACCUUACAAUUUUGAUGCAUUAGGGCAACCUCCAGAAUCCGGACACCUCCAUCCUCUACUUAAAGUACGAUCCGAAUUCAGAGAGAUCUUCCUUGAAAUGGGUUUCGCAGAGAUGCCUACAAAUGCCUAUGUAGAGAGUUCCUUCUGGAAUUUCGACGCUCUAUUCCAACCCCAACAACAUCCAGCUCGAGACGCCCAUGAUACAUUCUUCAUUAGUGACCCGGCGAAGACUACGACCUUCCCUAUGGAGUAUUUGGAACGGGUUAAGAAGGUUCACAGUGAAGGCGGCUAUGGGUCACAGGGUUACAGGUAUGCGUGGAAGAUCGAAGAGGCGCAGAAGAACCUGCUGCGCACGCACACCACGGCGGUGAGCGCGCGGAUGCUCUACAAGCUCGCUCAGCAGAAGGAGUUCACGCCGCAGAAGUACUUCAGCAUUGACAAGGUAUUCCGCAAUGAAACGCUUGACGCAACACAUCUGGCAGAAUUUCACCAAGUCGAAGGAGUGAUCGCCGACCGCGGCCUAGGAUUGGCUGACCUCAUCACAGUAUUUGAUACUUUCUUCAAGCGCCUUGGCUUCGACCGGCUUCAGUUCAAGCCGGCGUACAAUCCUUACACUGAACCUAGUAUGGAAAUUUUCGCCUUCCACAACGGUCUCGGCAAAUGGAUAGAAAUUGGCAACUCCGGAGUUUUCAGGCCAGAACUGGUGCUCCCGAUGGGCCUACCGGCAGACGUGAACGUCAUCGCGUGGGGCCUCUCCUUAGAGCGACCCACCAUGAUCAAAUACGGGCUCAACAAUAUUAGGGACCUAGUUGGUCCCAAGGUCGACUUACAAAUGGUACAGGAUAACCCUCUUUGUCGACUCGAUAAGUAACCUCUACGUAUUUGUUUUCUUAUUUA